CCUGCCUCGGGAGGAAGGAGCGGCGGUUGAAGUUGCGCGUCGGGGUCUGCGCUGGCCCGAGGCAGCGGCGGCGCCGCCCGGGAGGAUGCGGCGGUUUCAGAGAGCAACUGGUAACAUGGAUUGCACCUCGGAAGGGGACAGAUGAACUCUCCCUCUGGCUUUAGUAAGGAAAGAGCAGCGAUGAAAUCCGUGGACUGUGUGCACGUCAUCCAACAGAAGGAUACCGCCUCCUCUCCCUCUGCCCCCCCUGGUGCUGUUUCAGGCGCCACGGGACUUUUUUCUGUCACAUUCCUGUGGCUUGCAAUGCUCCUGUCCUCUUGUCUUGCAGCAGUGUCUCUUUACCAUGUUAUCAUCCUGAAAACAGAACUAGAAGCUCUGCGCAGCGAGCUGAUCUACAGCGCCCAGGCAAGGUCUCCGCUAGACCAGCCACUUGUGUCCCGUGGUGAAAAUAAAGCAGGUACCCCUGUUUCUUCCUUCCUGCAAGCGUCUGCAGCUGGCUCCAGGCAGGAGAGCAGGCUUGCUGGUACUGGCCCAGCUGAGAGCUUCCAAAAGGAAAUCUGGAACGGGAAUAGAAACAGGGGCAGGCGGUCUGUCGCCAACACAGAAGAAAAAGUGCUGCAGGCCUGCUUGCAACUGAUUGCUGACAGCAAAAGUGAUAUCCAACAGAAAGAUGAUUCAAGCAUUGUCCCUUGGCUCCUGAGCUUUAAACGUGGAACAGCUCUGGAAGAACAAGGAAAUAAAAUAGUGAUCAAAGAAACUGGUUAUUUUUUCAUAUAUGGCCAGGUUUUAUAUACAGAUACCACAUUUGCUAUGGGACACCUAAUACAGAGGAAGAAGGCUCAUGUGUUUGGUGAUGAUCUCAGCUUGGUGACAUUGUUUCGCUGCAUCCAAAAUAUGCCACAGUCUUAUCCAAAUAAUUCUUGCUAUACUGCUGGCAUUGCAAAAUUAGAAGAAGGUGAUGAACUUCAACUUACAAUACCACGGAGAAGGGCUAAAAUAUCCUUGGAUGGAGAUGGUACUUUUUUUGGUGCAGUAAGACUCCUCUGAAGCCCUUCAUUUCUGUUAUUAUGCUUAAUGCCAUUUUUUUCUCUGCCUAUACCUUCAUCAGAAAAAAAUAUUGAAUUGCAAUAAAGCUUCCAAUUCAGCCUCUCCCAGUUCACCACAGGCUUCAAAGAAUUUUCUUCGCUUUGAUAUGCAAACCCAAAACAGGAAACAUACCAGAUGUGCUUGUGAUAUAAUCACCAUGUGAUUACCAGAAAGCAAAUUUAUUUUAGACAAUGGGAGACUCUAUAAAGCAACUAUAAAGCAAUGAGAUUUUGGCUUUGAAAAAAUUUGUUGUCCAUAUGAUAAAUCAAAGAAGGAAUUGACCAAAAAUAACAGCAUGACCAGGACAAAGACUAUCAAAUAGUUAUCAAUUGAAAAGAAAAUCUAAAAUAAAAGUGUAUUUUAGAUUUGCAUUGUUUAAUCAAUAAAGUAUUUAAUAUAUAAAGUGUGGGGAAAAAACAUCAAUCAUUAGAUUCCUCACCACAAAAUUAAAUUGUUAAGUGGGUUCUGAGUUUUGGGGUUUUUUUCUUUUCCCAAAGAUACUGAGGAAGGAAAAAUUCUAAAUGUCUGGGAGAAUGAAAACAAAUAUGAAGAGCAACAGCCACUAUCUUGCUUCUUCCCUGUGAACAAAAAGUGAAUAAAUUACUAAAAUCUAUUAGCUAUUCUAAAUCUAUUUGCUAAUUAGAAUUAAUUUUACUGGAAAGAAGAUAUGUAAAAUGCUUUAACAGCUCAAUAUUCAAAGCACUGCUACUCAUCAAGGAAUAUGUGUACACUUCUGUGUAAACAAGGCUGGCACAGGAAGAAACACAGUGCAAUUAGACACAAUACCAUGGUUGGAAUUGGAUUCUGGCUCCAUGAUUUCUGCUGCCGUAUAUAGAUGUGUGUAUAUAUAUAUAUAUAUAUAUACACUAUAUAGACAUAUCUGUAUAUAUUUGAAACUAUGUAUACACACAUAAGCCUUGGGCAUUUGGGCAUAGAAUUUUAUCUGCUUUUGAGCAGUUUAUCCAAUGGAAAUACUCCUUCAUACAUAUUUUUUUAUAUUUCCCUUACUUCUUGCUAUGAUCCACUCUAUGCAAAAUAAUAAAAAGAAAAAUCCAAUAGAUCUGAAACCAGCCAUGCAGCUAAGAAAAUCAACUUGUAUCUCAGAGGCUUUUUCUGCAGUUUUGGCUAUAGUGCUGAACUCUGUUUUACAAAAGUAUUCAGAUCUGUAGAAAGAAUAAACAGAUAUUAUUUUUC
Poecile atricapillus (Black-capped chickadee) is the source of this 2280-nucleotide messenger RNA. RefSeq names its product TNF superfamily member 13b (gene TNFSF13B). The coding region runs from base 142 to 1047 and encodes 301 amino acids. The transcript has 7 exons. The record is from RefSeq and is a predicted model, not a curated record. Gene Ontology annotation, cellular component: membrane. Gene Ontology annotation, molecular function: tumor necrosis factor receptor binding; receptor ligand activity. Lineage: Eukaryota; Metazoa; Chordata; Aves; Passeriformes; Paridae. Gene Ontology annotation, biological process: immune response.